Messenger RNA from Chlorella variabilis, 879 nucleotides. RefSeq lists its product as hypothetical. Gene Ontology annotation, biological process: translational initiation; ribosome disassembly. The transcript is spliced from 7 exons. Lineage: Eukaryota; Viridiplantae; Chlorophyta; Trebouxiophyceae; Chlorellales; Chlorellaceae. Gene Ontology annotation, molecular function: translation initiation factor activity; ribosome binding. Bases 1 to 879 code for a protein of 292 amino acids. The record is from RefSeq and is a predicted model, not a curated record.
AUGUCAGCUGGCGCCCUCGUCAGGGCGGCGCGGCAGCAGGGCCAGCGCCGCCUGCUUGCGUGGCGGCAGGCGGUGGCAGAUGUGCGGCUGCAGCAGCCGACGGCGGGCGAGGAGGCCCACAACACGCCACAUAGCGGUUUGCAGCUGCGCGGAUUUGCGAUAGGCAGGGCGUGGCGGCCGCGGCGCAAGGACGUCAUGCCAGACCGCAACCUGCCGGCCCGCAACGAGCAGAUCAAAGCAAAAGAGGUGCGGGUCGUGUUCCCUGUCGAGGAGGACAAGCCAGCAGAGGUGCUGCCCAUCAGGACCGCCAUCAACCUGGCCAAGGCCCAAGGGCUGGACCUGGUGAUGGUCAGCCCCCGGGCGCAGCCCCCAGUGGCGCGCCUGGUGGAGUGGAGCAAGGUGCUGUACGAGCAGCAGAAGCGGGAGAAGGCGGCCACCAAGGCCAAGCUGGCGCAGCAGCGGGCGGCGGUGGCGCGCGAGGUACGCAUCGGCUGCCAGAUCGCGGAGCACGACCUGGCGGUGAAGAUGGCGCAGGCGCGGCGCUUUCUGGAGGAUGGCAGCCCGCUGCGCCUGGUGGUGACCUUCAAGGGGGGCCAGCAGGUCGCGCUGGGGCGUGAUGUGGCGCUCUACCUCAUCGGCCAGCUGACAGACCUGUGCACCAUCAAGGACCAGAAGCAGCUGCAGAAGCCGUUGAAAAACCAGUGGGCUGUGGUGCUGGUGCCCAUCCCGCCCGCCGCACUCACCAAGCCGCCGGCCAAGCAGCAGCAGCAGCAGCAGCAGCAGACGGCAGCGCAGCAAGACAAGCAGCCCGAGGCUGAUGCUCAGGAGGAGGAGGGCGCAGCCGGGGCGCCGCACGUGCAGGCGGCGGCGGCGCAGUAG